Messenger RNA from Anolis carolinensis (green anole), 6112 nucleotides. RefSeq names its product ADAM metallopeptidase domain 23 (gene adam23). Bases 207 to 2804 code for a protein of 865 amino acids. Gene Ontology annotation, cellular component: presynaptic membrane. Gene Ontology annotation, molecular function: metalloendopeptidase activity. Lineage: Eukaryota; Metazoa; Chordata; Lepidosauria; Squamata; Anolidae. The record is from RefSeq and is a predicted model, not a curated record. The transcript is spliced from 25 exons. Gene Ontology annotation, biological process: proteolysis.
CUCAUCGGCUUGGCCCUCCCCUGCGCGCGCGCGAGCGCUGCGUCGCGUGCCUGUCCCUGCCUCGCCUCGCGCUCGCCUUUCUGAGGCAUUCGCCGCUGCCGCCGCGAUGAGGGAAGGAGCUGCCCGGCCUCGCUGAUGAGCGAGCCCCCUCCUCGCCGCCUCAGACACAAGACUUGCCUUUCCCUUUUUGAGGGAAGCGAUGAGCCAUGAAGCCGCCUGGAAGGAGAAGUCCUCUGCGGCAGACCUCCUCCUCUUCUUCCUCGCCUCGUCUUCCUCCUCCUCCUCCGCUGCCCCGCUCCCUCCGCUGGGCCUGGCUGCUGGCUUUCCUCCUCGGCUGCCUCGGAGGGGUCAUUGCGGACACCGCUCUGCAUUGGAAUGAAACUGCAGAAGAAAGGACUCUGGUGGAUGAAGACACUGCAUUUCAACAGACUAACAGUAGUAGCAGCAAAAAUAAUAGUCAUAGCACUGCAUUCCAAAAAGAAAUCACAUUGCCUUCAAGACUUGUCUAUUAUCUGAACAAAGACUCUGAAAGUCCUUACCAUAUUUUGGAUACUAAGACAAGGCACCAGCAAAAACAUAAUAAGGCUGUGCAUCUGGCUCAGGCGAGUUUUCAAAUUGAAGCCUUUGGCUCCUCAUUUGUUCUUGACCUCUCACUGAAUAAUGAUUUAUUAUCUUCUGAUUACAUGGAGAUUCAUUACGAAGAUGGAAAACCACAAUAUUCAAAGGGAGGAGAGCACUGUUACUAUCAUGGGAUUAUCAGAGGUAUCAAGGACUCCAAAGCUGCACUUUCCACAUGUAAUGGACUCCAUGGUAUGUUUGAAGACAGUAGUUACGUAUACUUGAUAGAACCUAUGGAGCUAAUUCAUAGUAUGACUAAUACAUGUAGACCGCACAUCAUUCAGAGAACAUUAGGAAGAAACAUUUCCAAGCAUUUGGAAGACCCUGAUGAUGACUCUUCUUCUCAACAGUCUUUCCUGUCUGAGCUGCCAUGGCUACGAAGAAAAAAGAGAGCUGCAUUACGUGGUGUGUUCGAAGAAAUGAAAUACCUGGAGCUGAUGAUUGUUAAUGACCAUAAAAUGUUCAAAAAGCAUCGAUCAUCCCAUGUUUUUACGAACAACUUUGCAAAAUCUGUGGUAAACCUUGUUGAUGCUAUAUACAAGGAACAACUAAACACCAGGGUUGUUUUGGUUGCUGUUGAAACCUGGUCAGACAAAGAUCGCAUUAAUAUUCGCCCUGAUCCAAGACAGAUGCUUCAUGAUUUUUCCAAAUAUCGACAGCAUUUCAUCAAACAACAUGCUGAUGCUGUACACCUUCUCUCGAAUGUGACCUUUCAUUACAAAAGAAGUAGUCUGAGCUACUUUGGAGGAAUAUGUUCUGUGGCUAGAGGUGUUGGAGUAAAUGAGUAUGGCCUUCCCUGGGCAAUGGCACAAGAAUUGUCGCAAAGUUUGGCUCAGAAUUUAGGAAUACAGUGGGAACCAGGAUCCAGAAAACAAAGCUGUGACUGCACAGAGCCCUGGGGUGGAUGCAUCAUGGAAGAAACAGGUGUCUACCAUCCUAGAAAAUUUUCCAAGUGUAGCAUUCUGGAAUACAGAGACUUUCUAUACCGAGGGGGAGGUUCUUGCCUUUUCAACAAGCCAACAAAGUUAUUUGACACUACCGAAUGUGGAAAUGGGUAUGUGGAACCUGGAGAAGACUGUGACUGUGGUUUCAAAAUGGAUUGCUAUGCAAACUGCUGUAAGAAGUGCUCACUUUCCAAUGGAGCUCAUUGCAGUGAUGGCCUAUGUUGCAAUGAUACCUGCCUUUUUAUUCCUCGAGGCUCUGAGUGUCGUGAAGCAGUAAAUGAUUGUGAUAUUACAGAGAUCUGUACUGGGGAUUCUGGCCAGUGCCCACCAAACCUUCAUAAACAAGAUGGAUUUGCUUGUGAUUCAAAUCAGGGGCGUUGCUACAAUGGAGAGUGCAAGAGGAGAGAUAGCCAAUGCAAAUACAUCUGGGGACCAAAGGCUUCAGGGUCUCAUAAACACUGUUAUGAAAAGCUUAACACUGAAGGUACAAGCAAGGGAAACUGUGGAAAGGAUGGAGAUAGAUGGAUUCCUUGCAACAAACAUGACGUGUUUUGUGGGUUAUUGCUUUGUGCAAAUCUUGAUGGAACUCCACGAAUUGGUCAUCUUGAGGGAGAAAUCACUCCAACUUCCUUUUUCCACCAAGGUGUGGUAGUGAAUUGCAGCUGUGCUCAUGUGCUUUUGGAUGAUGAAACAGACUUAGGCUAUGUAGAAGAUGGAGCUCCAUGUGGUCCUAACAUGAUGUGCAUGGACAGAAGGUGCCUCUCCAUUCAGUCUCUGAAUAUAAGUAGCUGCCCUGUUGGUACUAAUGGAAAAAUUUGCUCAGGACAUGGGGUAUGCAGUAAUGAAGCCACAUGCAUGUGUGACAACACUUGGGCAGGCACGGAUUGUAGCAUGUUUGACCCAAGAAAGAAAGAAGAGGCAGAGAAACCUAGUGGACCAAAGGAAAUGUCAAGAAGAGAAGAUAUGAUCCAAAUAAUUCAGGUAUCUAAGGAAGCCAUUGGAAGAGCUUUUCGGUACAUCACUGGAUUUGGGAUAUGGUGGCUUUUUGUAGCAGCUGUGCGGAAAAUAUAUCACUGCAGCGGAAAAUUGAAGCAAAUCAUUUGCUACAAACUGCAAAUUGGGUUAUUUAUGAAAGGGCUGAAGGAAAGCUAUCCUUUUUGGAGAUUCAAGUUCAAGAACUCGCUCCAUUCGUUUCCCUUUUUUUUUUGUUUUAGGAUGUUAGGGACAAGACAGAUGUUAUAAAUGAACUAUUUUGACCUAACUUUUCUUUUUUAAAAAAUAAAACAAACCAACCUAAGAACGGAAUGAACAAAUCAAGUGCAAUAAGAGAACUGUUUCAAAACAUUCAAAUAGGUAAAGAAUUUCUUAACUGAUAACUUGCGUUCGCAUGACCUUUUAAUAUUAAUGACAGACUGCAGUGGCAUGAUAAGCUAACUUUUGAAACGGUAAACUGCAUGGCAUAUACACAGCAAACAAGCUAACCAGCUGACCCCAAGCAAAAUCUUCAUACCAAGGAAACAGUAAAAACCAAAUGUGACAUAGGAAAAUUGAUUCUGGGUUCUUAAGAAAUCACAUUCCACCACUGCGACACAUAUUGUUCUUUGUGCGCUGUAAUGCCUUUUCUAAAAUAUGUAUUUGUCAUUCUUGGUUUCCUUUUUGGACAAACUUCUUUGGAGUGUGGCAAGCUGUGCCAUGAUGUAUGUUUUUCAGUUUGAAAUUAAGACAUUGUUGUCAUUACUCUCAGAUUCUUUCCAAAUUACUCUGGUGUAACAUUUUAUUUAAAGGUUUUGUUCUGUAUGCAAUUAUAUCUCCUUCAAGUUUUUCUUUCUGUUUAACCAUUUAAAAAAAUAUCAUGGUGUAUAGUGGAGGUUUUGGGCUUGCUCUAAAGAGGCAUUCCGCAUGCAGACACAGGAAAUUCCAAUAGAAAGCAGACAUGCUUCUAAAAUUUGUAUGCUUGAAACCAAAAAAAACAAAAACCCCAAACCCAACAACUCCUAAUCCUUCCAAGACUUAUCCAUAUGUGUAAAUGCAUAUGUAUGCAAUGAGUUUUCCUCUUUCCAGAUGCAUUAUUUGCUGUCAUGCAGAUAUUUUGUAUAUAUUGUAAGAAGUUGACACCUUCUCAAAUUAAUCACAAAAGUGCCAAGCUUUUAACUUUUUAUUUUUACCAUCUGUUUUCCUUUCUCUAAACAUUGUACGAAAGGAAAAAAAGCCUAAAUAAGCCUUAAUACUCAUAAAUGCUGAGAGCUUUUAAUAGGUUAAGGCUUUCCCAUGUAUUAUUUUAUAGUCCCCAGCACCCCCCCCCUCACCCCACCUCCCAGAUUCACCUUUCUGAUCAGUUUGUAAAAUAAUCUAAAUACUCUUUCCUUUCUGAAUUUAUUUUAUAUCAUAUUGAUCUUUUAAAGCACAGCCUCGAAUGUUACUUCCUAAACUACUUGUGGUUACUAUCACAGCUCAGUCUAUUUAACAAAACAAAGGAGAAUAUGAUCAUUUACCCAGUAGCACUUCUUCAUGCUUAAACAUGAGAGUGGAUUUAAAUACCCAUUUCUUUCUCUUUGCCCCUCUUAAACCUCUGAGCCAAGAUAAAUUUGGCCAUCUUUAUCUAGAAUAAAUGUGAAAAGCAACAAUUGUGAUAUUAGCAUAUUACAGUGAGUGGGAUGACAAACAAAGUGUGCCUGUAUGGGUACACAUCUGCAGAGUAGUUGUGUAUGGCAUUUCUGCUGAAGUCUAAUUCAACAUCCCACUGGUAGCUCCAAAAACUGUACUUAGAGGUUUUCCGUCCCUGGUAGGAAAUGGUGUCAGCGGCAAGUCAUUCUGCAUUAAGCCUAUCAUGAUUUUCAACUUCCAGCCACAUCGUGUCUCAGCCUGAUCUCAUGCAACUGACCCAUAUGGCAGAGCUUUCUUCCUCUCCUCCAGCCUUCUGUCCUUAAAAAGCCUCAAACCAACUCCAGUGGUUCCCAGCCCUCUGGAGUAGAUUGGGAGGUCGCUCGAAAAGCCAUUCUUUUAGCAGGAAUACCCCUUGGAUCCUAGCCUGGAUGGUGUCCCUGUUUUUACAUUUAACUGUAGAGUAAAACAGAAUCAAUUCUUUAAAAUAUCUUCCUCAAGUUAUCUUCUCAGUUGUGUAUUCUCAGUUGGAGCCAUUCCCAUUACAAAAGCGGUGUAAUACUUUGAGGGCAAGGCACAGCUAUCUAGCUGAUGGCAGUUCUCACAUAAUCCUCUUCAUUGCUAAAUAGUCACUACAUUAUGCGUAAAUAAUGACAUGGGAAAUAGAAUCAAAAUGCUCUGAUACAUCUAGAUCUGAUUUUGAAGGUAAUGUAUUUUACUUCCUUUCUCCACCAAAAAAACAUUGUAUCUGAGACUCUAAAAAUAAUAUAUAUGCUUUUGAUAAAUUCCUUUUCAAAAUGUCUUCCUACAUGAUAUUGGCUUGUAGAACUAUUUUGCUGAAAGCAACUUCACAUUUCAAUAUAUUUGGGAAAAUUAUAUCUGAAUAGGUGCUAAGGUCUCCUUUUAUGUUAUGUUCUGGGAGUGAUGUGGUAACCACAGUAGGUAAUGCCAUUGAAUAUGGUUACAAAAAAUCAAAUUGUUGUAUUUUGAAAAGAAAAAAAUCUUGACAUUAUUCACAAAACAUUGUAAAUGUGCGAUGUGAUAUUUUAAUUAGACCACACUGGUCCCCAAUUAUGUACAUAUGAUAAGGGUUGGUGUAACUUUUUGUUACACUAGAGGUUUCAUAAGAAAUAUAAUUUCUUGUCUAAAUUUCUCCUCUGCUGUUCUGUUAUGUGUAUGUGUGUUUAAAACACACAGACUUGUAUAGAAUGUAAAUGACCACGCAACCACAUAGUUCACGGGAAUGGAUUAUAACAUUUUCUGUGGUACUACAGUUAAUGUACCCUGUUAAAGCCAAUAUUUAUUUUUUAAGUCUUCAUUUACCACAUUUUGUAGAGAACACAUGCUUCUUAUUUUCUUUUAACCACAAUCAAUGUCAUGUUAAUGGUGUUUAACAAAAUAAAUGUUAUGUUUCCAUUUCAGUCACUUUAGUUUUAUUUCAUUGAAAAGAAUUCAUCUUGACAGAAAAAUGUAUGGAAAUUUUAUAUAGCUUACGUUGAUAUGCUGCAUGAUCCCACUGAAUUGAGCAAAUUCUUUACUAAUGGGAAAUCUCCACUACGCAGGUUAACAAAAAUAUAUCCUAGGUGCAUGUUAAAAUAAAUUACAUAGAACUGAAGUUUUACAAAGUUUUCUUUACUAUGCAAUUAUAGGUAUUGCACAAACUAAAAAAAUUCAAAGACAAAUGUCUGAGGAACUUUACAAAAUAAUACUUGAAUUUAUUUUUGAUGUAAGAAGCUAUCAAUCAUUUUCUAUUCAUUGUUGCUUUCACUCUUAAUCUUCCUUUAAAAUUAUUUGUAAUUAUUUUUGAAGUGCACAAUAUGACAAAUUCACUUUUGUUUACAGUUGAUACUCAUUCAUUUCUUGUUGGCUGCUGAUGGAUGAAAAUUCAGUUGUCGUUCUGCAUCUUAGUAAAUGAGUAUUAAAAACUUCAUGAACAUGGAAAGUUACAA